AUGAAUAUGAAGGGCGAUUCGGGCGAAGAUGACUGGACACCCGAAAAGCAAGCCGAGUUCUCCAAGUACAUGGGUCAGAGUCUUAAAGCUUGGGAGUACAUUUUCAAAACGGAUCUCAAAAAUCUGUUCGAUGGCUCUAACAAGUCCAUUGAAAGACUCACCACCAUGAUAGCUGACGGACGCCUGCUCGACGGCAUUCCGGAAGACAUCCCUUAUCCGAAGAAGACAAAGCGCAAGGGUAAGGGGAUCGAAGCAACAGAUGCUCAGAAGAAGUCGGUGGAAGAUGGUUUCCUAACUACAUUUUUGGCAUACUCCAUUCCCGCCGUUUGGCAGGCCUCGGGUCAUCAUCCUUUCAUCAUUGACACAGGUCGAAGCUGCGACGAUAAGGAUGGCGACAAGUAUACCAAGGACUUGAAGUCUGCGUGUUAUGAAAAAAGGCUGUACCAAUUGGCGGAUCCUGAUGGCAAAUCGCACCCUUGCGACAAGAAUUGCGGAGUUCCGGGAGGCUGGAAAUGCCCCGAUAGUGCAUUCUCCUCGCCCAAAGGCGUUCAAGAGCUCGAUGGCAAGGCCUGGAAUGGACUCAAGGUCGACGAUAUCAUUAUUGGAUCUGUCAAAACGUACAAGCGGAACGGCAAUGAGAACGGCGGAGGCAAGGCGAAUCCAAGAGACUCAGGUACAUUUGACGCCCUCAAGAAGAUGGACAUCACGACUCCUGGAUUCAUGCGCCUCCCCGUGUGCAGUGAGACUCUGGCCCGCAAAUCAUGGGAAAAUGCCGACAAGACAGAUGCCACAAGAAAUAAGGAAGGCUUCCCAUGCAACAACGACAAUGGCAGGUCGUACUGCACCACAUCGAAAACAACCUAUAUCGAGGAGACUACAAGCGGAUCUCCAUUUAUCGAUGAUUGCCUGGGCAUUGUCAAGAACAUUCAAGGAACAAGUGGGUCGUGGGUCAAGCCGAUCGAGAGGCAGUUCGGAAUUCUCAAUUUUGGAACAUGUACUUUUGGCAUUGAGGGCAAAGGUCGUAAAGGAAAUGUUGACGAAUAUGUCGGGGCCCAGGACGUUGUCGAUAUUAUCCGAUACACUUCGAAGCACUGGGGCCACGGAACCGGUAAAAUGCAGGGCAAGGGAGUCAUGCAGUGCGAUGGUAACAUCAAGAAGCAGGAAGUGCACUGGGCUAUAUACAAAAAAUAG
Messenger RNA from Penicillium mononematosum, 1191 nucleotides. RefSeq lists its product as uncharacterized. The transcript has 3 exons. NCBI's taxonomy places the organism in Eukaryota, Fungi, Ascomycota, Eurotiomycetes, Eurotiales, Aspergillaceae. The record is from RefSeq and is a predicted model, not a curated record. The coding region runs from base 1 to 1191 and encodes 396 amino acids.